ACCAGUCUGCAGACAGGAAACUACCAUUUUAACGCUCCCAGCAUCCGAGCAGCCGUCGUCCACAGAGGGGGGACACCUAAACCUGACACGGGGCGGAAAACAGCCAGCCGAGGCGGAUAAAAGAAGGAGAAACACGACGGAAACAAAACAAAGGCGCCGUGCGGGAGAAGACGAGCAGCGAGCCGGCGGAGCAGCGCGACCGAAGCGGCAGACAAUGGACAUAUCGGGCCUGGCCAACGGAAAUAGUUUUUGUUAGAGCAGCUCCCGGGCCGAUGGAGAGCCAGGCCUCUCACAGUGUUUUUCCAUGGAUGAAGAAAAAGGCCCCGCUGACAGGCUGCAGGGACCUCGCUCCGACGGCGCACUCUCUACUCGAUGUUUUCCCACUUUUACCCCCGUGUUUGUGAGCUUUUUUCGCACCCAGCCGUCGGUUGCAACAAGGCUGUCGACCUGAAGUCACCGGACAGAGCAGACAGUCCGCCCCCCUCUCCUCACCCCCAACACCGGGGAGCUCCAGACCUGUGGAUCAGCCGGAUCUCCAAAGAACUCCAUGAGGGGGACAGAGGGGCAGUGAAGCAAUGUUUCUCCCUCCACUGAAAUAACGGACACACUCCAUGGGACUGCUGACCUGAUUUUUAAAAAAUCAGCGCCUGGUUAUGGAACACUUCAAAGAAACACUACAGACUCCAUUUUUUAGUACAAUUUAGUUUAUCGCCUAUUUAUGACCCUUUUUUUAUAACAUCCAGAAGCACUUGAAUGCUUCAUUCUUAAAUGGAGAGUAUUAGAAAGACAUUUAUGUGACAAAAACUAAAGCAUCGGCUUUCGGUGGAUUACAGCGAAAGUUUGGGGACUACCUCUGAAAAUCCCGUCUCAUCACUUCGACAGGAGGUCGCCGCUGUUUCCAGCGAUCACAGGCUGAGUGCACGUGGCAGUUGUGGCUACGUGACACUUUGCCACAGCUGUUUUGGGAGAUGUUCCAGUUCAGCAAGUACCCCAUGGACAUUUUGGAGAUGCUAAGUGGACACCAGGCCCACCAGUUCAAGGGCCUCGGACUAGAACGCCAGCUGAGCCACCAGCAGCAGGUCCAGCUGCAGCAUCAGCAGCAGCUCCAGCAGCAGCACCAACCCUCCGCUGACAGCUCCGGGAGCCUGCUGUCCGGCCUGGGCCUCGGAUCCCUCCAGAGCUCCCGCAGCAAUGCCUUUGCCGACUCCUCGUCGUUAUUCGCCAAAAUGAGCGCCCCUCCCCCAUCCAUCUCCCACCAGAGCCAGUCGUCGUCCUCGUCUCACAGCUCCAGGAAGUCCAGUAAGAUGAGCACUAGCAGCAGCAGCAGUAGCGGGAGCUCCACCUCGGGGUACCCCCAGUUCCUGCGGCCUUUCCACCCGGCUGAGGCGGCGCUGGCUCAGGAGCAGCUCCACUCCGGGAUGGGACGUUUUGACUUUGCCGGAAGCAGCAGUGGAGGAAGUGCAGGGGUCAUCGGCGGCGUCGUCACACCCGCGCCCCCUCCUCCACCGCUGCAUCCCGGCCUCUCUGUCCCGCAGCCCUCCACUGGUCCCCCGUCGUCCUCGCCGUCUCCCUCCACUUCUUCAUCAGCCUCCAACAACCCCUCCAGCAGCACUGCGGUCCCGUUAGUCGGCCAGUCGGACCCCCGCAGCCUCCACCAGCAGUUCAGCUGCAUGCUUGCCGCCAACCAGUACUUCCUGUCCGGCGUCCCCACCAAUAGCAGCCUGGAGCAGUUCCUCGUCCAACAAGGCACUCACAACCACUUGGGCUUGGGUCUGAGCCAAGGGGCCAGCGACUCAAACUCGGCCCUGGCCCCUCCCCCCGCCCUCCACUCCUCGCACAGCCACAGCCACACAGCUCCGCCGCCUCAGCAGCAACAGCAGCAGCUGACCCCGCAUGCCUUAUCUCACCCACACAGCCACACUCACCACCCGCACCCGCUCCACCCGGCCCCCCAGCCCGCCCCACUGGGUGGCUUUGAUUUCCAAGGCAUUCCUGUCCUUUCCUCCAACCAGAUAGCAUCACUAAUGCAGCAAGAGGCCGGCCUUCCCCUCCCCCUCCCCCUGCAUCUGUCCCUUUCUAAAGACGAUGCAAAGACAGGUGACUCGUCCUCGUCGACUUCGAGCGGAGGAAGCAGGAGGAAGAAAGCGAUGGCGGGCUACCUGCCUCAGAGGAAAGCAGACAGCAGCAGCCACAGUCACAGCAGCCACAGCAGCAGCAGCGUCACUAACUGCCACAACAGCAGCUCAAGUGGGCACAGUCAGAGCUCCUCGUCGGGCCUCGUGGGAGGAGGAUCCGGGGGUGUCGGGAUAAGUGGCAUUGGAAGCGAGCCACCUCACUCCUCUCUCCUCUCAUCGUCCUCACAGCAGCGGUCAUCCUCCUCCGUCUCUUCCUCCUCGUCUGCCCCUCCCACAUCUAACUCCACCUCUGUGCUCGUAGCCAAUGGGAACCAACAGUUGUCCAAAUCACAAGAUAGUAACAGUUCAUCCGGCCAGCCCGAACCGGAGCCCCUUUACCACUGCGGUGAGUGUGGUAAAACCUUCACCCACCUCUCCAGCCUCCGAAGGCACCUCCGCAGCCACGGCUUGACACCCGAAAGUCAAAGCAGGAAGUCAAACUGUAACUCCCCGAGCCCAGAGAGGAUAUUCUGCUGCGGCGAGUGUGGGAAGAGAUUUAAAAAGAGGGGUCACCUCAUCCAACACAGCGUCACCCACUCCGAAAACCGGCCGUUUGUCUGCAACAUCUGCCAAAAGUCCUUCAACCGGCGAGAGUCGCUCACGAGACACGAGAAGAUUCACGACGAGAAGCCUUUCCGCUGCCCGGCAUGCGGACGGUGCUUCCGCGAGAGCACGUCUCUUCUCAACCACGCUGCUUCAGGCGCCUGCGGGAAACCUCCCCGGAGUUCAAAAAACAGAGCCAGCAGCAGCGGGAGCGGCGCGUCGUCCAACCCGAGCAGCAGUAAAAUGGCGAGCAGCGGAGACAGGGUGGGAAUCCCCAAUGAUGGGGCAACAAUGGCUAACGACAAGUAUGCAACAGAUUAUUCCAGAAAUCGCUACCAGAAUCAGUCGUCCUACAACAGCGGGGUCGAGGACUACAGGCGAUCGCAGUCCUCGUCGCUGUAUUCCUCAGAGAGCGCGCUCGCAAGUGAAAUGACCAGCCAAACUCUGCGAAAGGCCCCUUUAGCCCCAACGCUUCAUCCCCACCCACAGAGCCAGCAGCACCACCACCACCAACAGCCUCAACAACAGCCACACCUCCCUCUCUCCUCCCUGUUGGAUGAUUCGGAGGAUGAGGUCACCAGCAGUGCGAUGUCAGCCAUCGCCGCUGCAGCCGCCGCCUCUUGUGAUAUAAACACAGAAAGCCGGGAAGGAGAGAGACGGGAUAUUAUCGGAGGCUUGCUGGGAGGGUUGGGGUUUAACAUGGGUGGACCGUCAUCCACGUCCAGCCUCAACGGUUCCACCAUCCCUCUGACGCACCCGAGCCAGCCGCACUCGAAGCCUCGGCGGCCGAGGAAACCCCGAGAGAAGAGAGACCCAAAUACCAUCGUCAGGAGGAGAAGGAGCCCCGCGCCUCCGGGCGACGGCUCAGAGAGGCCGUACAGCUGCCAAAUUUGCGGCAAACGUUUCAGACGGGCGGAGACCCUGCGGCGCCACAACCGCGUCCACACGGGGGAGAAGCCGCACGCCUGUGAUGUCUGCGGCAAAAUGUUCCGCGAGCCGUUCCACCUCACCAAGCAUCUGACCGUGCACUCGGGUCAAAAGAACUACAAAUGCAACCUGUGCGGGAAGAUGUUCGCCUAUGCACAGAGCCUCGUGAGACACGGGAAGCUGCACAGAAAAGGGGAGAUCGACAGCCAGGGGAGGAGAAUCAAAGGUGCUGCUGCUGCCGCCGCCGCCGCUGCUGCCGCCAUCAGUCAAGUCACCCCCUCGGGAAACUCUGACUAUUUCUCAUCCUGCUCCCAAGGUGAAAAGUCUCCGACGUCUGGCACCCCCUCCCAGAGGCUUUACACCUGCACGGUGUGCUGGAAGUCAUUCCGCCACUACUUCCACCUGACGGCGCAUCAGCAGACGGUCCACGGCGGCGGGGUCGGGCUGGAAAAGUCUUUUCGCUGUGAAGUUUGCGGUAAAGCCUUCGCCUACUCCAACAGCUUAGUGCGCCACAAGCUGUCCCAGCACGGCAUCGACCGCAACGGCCAGCGUGUAAACCAGUCCCAACCUUCCGGUUACUCGCCGCUCUUCUAUGACGCUGGAUCAGGGUCAAACUACGCCGGGUCGUCUCACAUGCAGCAAGGGGCACCCGGGCAGCAGCAGCAGCAGCAGCAACAACAACAGCCACCGCCGCCGCCACAACAGCAACAGCAACAGCAACAACAGCUGCAGCACCCUUUUCACUACCGCUCAAAAAACUUCCAAAAACGGCAUGGACAGACAAAAAAGCAGAGAAAAAAAAAACGGCGGGUGGUGAUCCACAGCAUCAUGAGAGAUGGGAAGCUGGUGGGUGUCCCUCUAAGUAAAGACACCCGCAGGAAGCUGAUGGUUCUGAGGAAGCGGCAGGGCAAACUACAGGCGCAGCUCAACAAAAAAAAGCUCCUGGCGCAGCUGAGGAUGAAAGGUGGCAUCAUGAAGGUGAAGUCGUGGUGCGGCGGCGCCGUCAGAGUCACCGGGCUCACCUCCAUGGAUGUCCCCAUCAGACGCUUCCCCUGCCCCAUCUGCCCCAGCGCCACAUACGCCAAGAAGGGCUCCCUGCUGCUCCACCAUGCCAUCAAGCACCCGCCGAGAAACUCAGGCCGCUACGCCCGUCUGCGAUGCCAGGUGUGCGGGAGACGCACCAGCUCGUUACACAAAGCCUUGAAACACAGGGGCCAGCAUCUCAAACAGGCCGCCUUCCAAUGCCACAAAUGCCGACACCGCUUCUGGAACCCGCGGCUCCUGGCCCGCCACAAGUUCUGCUGUCGGGCGGCGGCCGCCGACAGGAACUGGGAACUGCUGAGGAUGAAAUCACCAUUGUCAGAUGGCGACCACUCGCCAAUCCAGCCGGCGGUCCCAGUUCUGCCUGAGAGAUCAACAGUUCUGACUGAGUACAGUCAGUGAAACACAAACAGUUUUUUAGACUAGAUUGUUUUGAUGUUUAUUUUUUUUAAAUAAUCCGAAAAGCAAGUUUUUAACAGAACAAGACGGGAGAGCGGGGACUGUUUAGUGUAACUAAUAUCCCCACGCCGCUCCCGAUAAAUCUGCAAUCCUAACUUUACUGCAGCAGAGGUGGUUCAUAAAUUAGUGGACUUCAAAAGGCCUAAAAUCAGAACCACGCUCCUUGCCUGUCCCCCUUUCCUCUGAGGUAGAGGUACUCUAGACCACGUGACUAUUUUAGUAGCACCUGUUUGAAAAAUGCAUUAAUCCUUUUCCGCCAUAUUUUAUUUUUAUUUUUUCCAUUAGCAGUGUUUGCGCAUAAAUACGGAUUGGAUGCCUAUCGUAGAAGUGAGGUACCUUUUUAGUACCAGUUUAUUUUUUCAAAAUGGUCUUCACAUUAUUCACAGUUAAUCCGUAUAGUCCGUGUCUCUUGCUCUGUAUGUGUUUAUUUGUUACCCCGGUGGAGAAUCUCUCACUUUUUAUACCGAGAUCUGCCCUCAACGUAAAUAAAUCUUUUAAGGAAAAAAGAAAGGAGGAGAAAAAAGGUAGUUGAAAGCGACUGAAAAAUGAGCUAGGACAAAACAGAAAAAAAGUGUUGGUGACCUUGUUUUUAAUGUACACUACUUUUGUCAUUUUUUAAAGAGGCGUGCGUAGAGAGAAAACACGACUCAAACUGUUAAUGUGUUCAGGAUCUGAAAAGGACAGAAAUAACCGGAGUGUACUGUACAAUUCGUAUUAUAUUUUAUUAUAUAUUGAUUAUUUGCUGUUUUUUACUCCAAGUAUCAUUUCUUUUAUCAUUGUUGGUAUUGUAUGGGUGGGAGGGAACGAGUCGGGGACUAUCUUUGUAAAACAGCGGGACGAGUAUAUGUAUCGAUGUGAUAUUUUUUUCCCCCUCCUUGUACCCCCUUUUACCUGCUCCCUCAUUGCCACAGUUAUGCCCAAUUUUUGUAACAAAAGCGUGUACACAUAGUUCAUUACUUAGGUCCUGUCCAGACGUGUUUUUUCUUUUUUUUCUGUAAAACUAAAACAUGUAAUAUUAUUACUAAAUUACUAUCCUUUUCUUUGCCUAAAAGUGAGUUGUUGAAAACCCUCAAAUAAAAAAAAAAUGAAAUGGU
This is a messenger RNA of Plectropomus leopardus (leopard coralgrouper), 6238 nucleotides long. RefSeq lists its product as uncharacterized. Gene Ontology annotation, cellular component: nucleus. Lineage: Eukaryota; Metazoa; Chordata; Actinopteri; Perciformes; Serranidae. Gene Ontology annotation, biological process: regulation of transcription by RNA polymerase II. Gene Ontology annotation, molecular function: RNA polymerase II cis-regulatory region sequence-specific DNA binding; DNA-binding transcription activator activity, RNA polymerase II-specific. The record is from RefSeq and is a predicted model, not a curated record.